CUGGCCCCCGAGGAGGUGUCGGAGGUGAUCCUGGGGCAGGUCCUCACCGCAGGUGCCGGCCAGAACCCCGUCCGGCAGGCGAGUGUUGCUGCAGGAAUCCCUUACUCUGUGCCCGCCUGGAGCUGCCAGAUGAUCUGCGGGUCAGGCUUGAAAGCGGUAUGUCUGGCUGCUCAGUCCAUACUGACAGGGGACUCCAGCAUCGUGGUCGCAGGAGGCAUGGAAAGUAUGAGCAAGGCUCCUCAUGUAAUUCACAUGCGAGCUGGAGUGAAGAUGGGAGAGGCUUCCUUGCAGGACACUAUAAUCCUUGAUGGCCUCACAGAUGCUUUUUAUCAGUAUCAUAUGGGUAUAACAGCUGAAAAUGUGGCCAAUCGGUGGCAAGUCAGCAGAGGGGAACAAGACCAACUUGCUGUACAGUCACAAAACAGGGCAGAGGCAGCACAGAAAGCUGGCUAUUUUACAAAAGAAAUUGUUCCUGUUCUUGUACCUUCUAAAAAAGGUCCUAUAGAAGUUAAAACAGAUGAACACCCUCGACAUGGGAGCAACUUGGAAACAAUGGCAAAGCUAAAGCCCUGUUUCCUGACAGACGGAACUGGGACAGUAACAGCAGCUAAUGCUUCAGGUAUAAAUGAUGGAGCUGCAGCUGUAAUACUAAUGAAGAAAUCGGAAGCUGCUAGGAGAGGUCUUAUGCCUUUGGCUCGGGUUGUAUCUUGGGCUCAGACAGGUAUAGAUCCAUCUAUAAUGGGAGUAGGACCCAUUUCAGCAAUAAAGCAAGCUAUUGACAAAGCCAGCUGGACUCUGGAACAAGUUGACCUGUUUGAAAUUAACGAAGCCUUUGCAUCGCUAUCUGUUGCAAUAGCAAAAGAACUGAAAGUAAACCCAGAAAAGAUUAAUAUCCAAGGUGGAGCUAUUGCUCUUGGCCACCCUCUUGGCGCCUCUGGUUGUCGCAUCCUCGUUACUCUCCUACACGCACUGGAACGAACAGGUGGAAAACGUGGUGUUGCUGCUCUCUGUAUAGGAGGGGGAAUGGGAAUAGCCAUGUGUGUUGAGAGAUGAAUGUGAAUGACUGACUAGCUAGUGCUAACUAGCUUUGAAACAGUUUACUAAUAAACUUCCAGUCACGGAGCUUACGUUCGUUUGUUUGUUUUGCCUAAAAUUAAAUAAGCUUAC
Molecule: messenger RNA, 1167 nt
Organism: Aptenodytes forsteri (emperor penguin)
Lineage: Eukaryota; Metazoa; Chordata; Aves; Sphenisciformes; Spheniscidae
Gene: ACAT2
Product: acetyl-CoA acetyltransferase 2
Exons: 8
Biological process (GO): fatty acid beta-oxidation
Molecular function (GO): acetyl-CoA C-acetyltransferase activity
Source: RefSeq, a predicted model, not a curated record